This is a messenger RNA of Talaromyces rugulosus, 1521 nucleotides long. RefSeq lists its product as uncharacterized. Lineage: Eukaryota; Fungi; Ascomycota; Eurotiomycetes; Eurotiales; Trichocomaceae. The transcript has 10 exons. The record is from RefSeq and is a predicted model, not a curated record. Gene Ontology annotation, biological process: transmembrane transport. The coding region runs from base 1 to 1521 and encodes 506 amino acids. Gene Ontology annotation, cellular component: membrane. Gene Ontology annotation, molecular function: transmembrane transporter activity.
AUGGCACAGUCUCCCCUCCUUGAGACAAACAGCCAUAAUGCCGGCGAUACCAAAAACAGGAAAUCAAACUGGCGAAGACUAGUAUGGGACUCAUGGGAUAAGCCACCAGAGGAAAGAAAGCUUAUUUUAAAGAUGGAUCUCACCUUGAUGACAUUUGGUUGCUUGAGUACUUUUAUCAAGUAUUUGGACAAAUCGAAUCUCCAAAGCGCCUUUGUCAGUGGGAUGAAGGAAGACAUGUCUUUAUAUGGAAACGAAAUGAAUUAUGCUACAACAGCAUAUGCUGUUGCUAGUAUUAUCGGAUUAUGGCCAUGCAAUCUGACUCUAACACGAGUGAAUCCUAGGUGGUUCAUCCCGUUCCUAGAAAUUGGGUGGACGAUCUUGACAUUUUGUCAGUCGGCUAUGACAAAGGCAACGCACAUGUACGUGUUGAGAGCUCUUGUAGCCAUAUUCGAAACGGGUCAUUUUUCCGCGGUGAUCUAUCUCUGCGGAGCCUGGUACCAGAAAAAGGAACUAGCACGUAGGGUAGCCAUCAUCAACAUUACCACUGCCAUUGGGCCCAUGUUUUCAAGCUAUCUCCAAGCUGCUGCCUACAAUGGACUGAAUGGUGCUCACGGGAGAGCUGGUUGGAGAUGGCUGUUCAUUAUCGAUGGUAUCAUAUCUUUAGGAAUUAUCAUCCCUCAAGUGCUGUUUUACCCUGACGUACCAGCCCGCCAAAAGCCCGAUCGCUUGUUCUCCGAAAGGGAGAUCGAAUUGGCCAGGGACAGAAACCCUAAAGAAGGCAGGGUGAAGCAAGGAGAAUUCACCAUGAAGCAGGUCAAGAGAUGGUUCUUUACAUUGGAUAUUUGGUUGCUCUGGCUCAUCUCUUUCUGCAACGAUAUUUGUCAACAGCCCAUGAACUCCAUGUCUUACUGGUUCAAGGCAUGGAAUACCAUCAAGCCUGGCUCCUACACGGUGGCUCAAAUAAACAACUAUACAACUCCAAUCCAGGCAGUUAUAGUAAUACUUACUAUUAUAAUGGCAUGGAGCAGUGAUACGUUUCUGCAGGGGCGGCGAUGGCCAGCCCUGGUGUUUGCAAGCACUAGUGCGGCCAUUAUAUUUCUCAGUCUAGCGAGCACACCGGUAUUUCCUACACAUCGUGCUGGAAGAUGGAUUCUCUACUACUUGUCAGGAUUUUGUCAAGCAAGCAGUUCUCUGUUCUGGGCAUGGACUCAAGAUACUCUUUCUGGUGACCCAGCCACACGAGCAUUUGCGUCUGCUGGUCUCAAUGUCUGGGCUUAUGUAGCCGAUGCCACAAUCCCUCUUGGAAUUUUCCAAACAGUUGACCAGCCAGGAGUUGUGGCAGGCAACUAUGGAGCUGCAGGGUUUGCUAUCCUACACUCUUUAACAGCAUUGACACUGGCAUAUGUGCAGCACACACGCAAGCAGGGGGAAGCGGACACCAUCGAACAUUCCGACGACAAUGACGCUUCUGAUAGUCAAAUAAACAAGUCCGGUGCCACGGUAGGGACAUUAGCAGUAUGA